Macrobrachium nipponense is the source of this 591-nucleotide messenger RNA. RefSeq lists its product as uncharacterized. The transcript has a single exon. NCBI's taxonomy places the organism in Eukaryota, Metazoa, Arthropoda, Malacostraca, Decapoda, Palaemonidae. The coding region runs from base 1 to 591 and encodes 196 amino acids. The record is from RefSeq and is a predicted model, not a curated record.
AUGCUGACCAGAUGCCGUCAAUAUGGCUUCACCCUCAACAAGGAGAAAUUUACUGUAGCCGCCCAUAAAGUUAACUUUUGCGGUUAUGUCUUAUCAUCCGAUGGUAUUGCAGCAGACCCCGACAAGGUAUCAGCUAUACGCGACUUCCCGACACCGUCCAAUGUCACAGACGUCAGGUCGUUUAUGGGUCUCGUCAAUCAACUUGCCGACUUCACUCCAGACAUCGCAGCAGCAGCACAGCCCCUACGUCCACUUAUGAGCCCCAAACGCUCAUUCGUCUGGACGCCCGACCAUGAGCGAGCAUUUAAGAAAGUCAAGACAGCUCUGACUUCACCACCUGUCCUGGCACCCUUCAAUCCUGCCUCGCCUGUGGUUCUGCGAACAGAUGCCUCACGCCUAUACGGUCUCGGCUAUGCCCUACUUCAAGAUAACGGCCGAGGUCAGAUGCGGCUCAUCCAGUGUGGCUCUCGUUUCCUUACGGAUACAGAGACUCGCUACGCCACCAUAGAGCUGGAGUUACUUGCAGUCACUUGGGCUAUAGCUGUGCCGCCUAUACUUGUCUGGACUUCAGCAUUUCACCUUAAUGACUGA